Salvia splendens (bonfire salvia) is the source of this 555-nucleotide messenger RNA. RefSeq lists its product as uncharacterized. The record is from RefSeq and is a predicted model, not a curated record. Lineage: Eukaryota; Viridiplantae; Streptophyta; Magnoliopsida; Lamiales; Lamiaceae. Bases 1 to 555 code for a protein of 184 amino acids. The transcript has 4 exons. Gene Ontology annotation, molecular function: nucleic acid binding.
AUGAAGGAGACUCCAACCCAGGACGUGCCCAAGAAAGACUCCGAAGAUGCUGUUGAAGGGCAGUGCAAGACUGCUUUAAACCUUCUCAAAGAAAAGCUGAUAUCUGCACCAAUUAUCCGGGCUCCUGACUGGGAUUACCCUUUCGAAGUGAUGUGUGACGCCAGUGAUUACGCGGUGGGAGUUGUUCUGGGUAAGAAAAUCGAAGGGAAAAGAAGUUGCGAGCGUUGUCAACUAACCGGUGGGAUAUCUGCACGAGAUGAAAUACCACAAGUACCGGUUAUUGUCUACGAGCUGUUUGACAUAUGGGGGAUGGAUUUCAUGGGGCCUUUUCCCUCAUCAUAUGGAAACUUGUAUAUUUUAGUUGCAGUUAACUACGUCUCUAAAUGGGUAGAAGCCAAGGCCACGAGCACGUGCGAAGCGAAAAAGCUUUGCAGGGAGGACAGCGACUGGGAGAACGCGUGUGCAGAGAAAGGACAGGCGAUGUCCAAUCAAGAGGCAGAGCUCUCAACCGUCUCUCACGUGAAGCAGCGUGACCUGGAAACCGUCUGUAGCUGA